AUGGAUAAAGCAUCAUUUCUUGAGGAGUGGCUUAAGGUGCUAUGCGCAUCUCUGAAGGAGCCAGAGGCUGAACAUAAUUCCACGAUGAACCAAAAGAAAGAGGUAAUAUUGAAAGCAAUAAAGUCGCUUAUUGAGGUGUUUGAAGGCAGGAAUUAUCAUGCAAUUGCACAAAGGUUUGACAAGCUUGCCAACAGCAUGCAUUGCCAAAUGUUCAUUUUGCGUGUGAACACAGCCCAAUACACUAUUGAAGAUCUGUCCUCUAGAUGCGGUGACUAA
Ilex paraguariensis (yerba mate) is the source of this 276-nucleotide messenger RNA. The record is from the annotation of a GenBank genome assembly. NCBI's taxonomy places the organism in Eukaryota, Viridiplantae, Streptophyta, Magnoliopsida, Aquifoliales, Aquifoliaceae.